Messenger RNA from Ostrea edulis (European flat oyster), 4794 nucleotides. RefSeq lists its product as uncharacterized. The transcript has 9 exons. The record is from RefSeq and is a predicted model, not a curated record. Bases 327 to 3671 code for a protein of 1114 amino acids. Lineage: Eukaryota; Metazoa; Mollusca; Bivalvia; Ostreida; Ostreidae. Gene Ontology annotation, molecular function: protein binding. Gene Ontology annotation, cellular component: nucleus; cytoplasm.
CGUCUAUUAGCAACACCCCAAAGCGAAAGUAGAAUACAUGCUAUCAUCCCACAGCGAAGGAUAAAGGAUUACCUAUCAAAAUAAGUCAGUUUAUUAUUCGGUCCUUAGACGUUUCAGACGUCAAACUAAGAAAACGAUUCAGUGCCCUCGCAGCGUAAGACGUAUAUAUAUAUAUAAUAUGGAACGUUCGCAAAAUUUAAUAUUUGUACCCAUCUUCAAUGAUGUAAACUACGAUGAACAGUUCUUCUGGGCUCGUGUGCCCUCAUUCCUAUGAAAAGAAAUGAAAACAUGGGCAGUCAGAGGAGUUUCUAGCAAUGUGAGAGCUGAUGGUCUCCAUGAUGAGGGGGACUUUAUGGAAGAUUAUGACUGUUGUCCAGCUUAUGUGCUCUGUCAUGGGAAGUCCGGUUCGGAUACCUGACUACAGCUAUGCAGUGUAUGCAAUCGAUGAUUGCCCACAGAAUGCCAGUCAGUGGGAUCUGGCCUCGGAUAGACUGAACUGUUCUAAAGCGCCCUCUACAAAGCACCGCUACCACUGUAUGCCAGACAUACGGAAGGACAGACUUUUGGAGUUCUGUUACCCUAAGUCACACAUUAAAAUGACUGCAGGCUACUGUAUUGUGUUGUUUGGCGGUGGUGCCAUAUCCAACAGUCCCAGCACAAAUUGUAGUCUCUUUGUAAACAAUAGCUGUCCGGAAGAGUUUUAUUACAGUAAUCAAAUGUACAAGUAUCCUGGCUGUCUCUCGAUUAAUUCUAUGAACAGUUGCUAUGGUUAUGAUCCAUCUUGCCCCCCUGAUGUUGAAAGGAAGUCAGCCAUGAAUGAUGAUAAUGUUAUUACGAUAACAGUUCUAAUCAUCGCAGGGUUACUCAUCAUCGGAUCCAUUCUUCUAACCUGUUGGUGUAAAAGGCAAAGGAUCUUCCAGUUAUGGAAUGGUUUCCAUGGUAACCAGCAUGGAACAGAGGAAACCAUGGGUUUAAUACAAACAGGUAAUGAAAACAAAAGACAAGCUAAAGUUAGAGAUUUCUUGGAAGAGUGGCAGUCAGAUGACGCGAAAUAUUACAGUGGAAUCAAUGCUGUUCAAGAGCUGGAGGAGAGACUUUUGAAGCACAACAUAAUCAUGGUCGUUGGGGGACCUGGUCUUGGUAAAACGUCUCUUAUUCGUCAUGUUGCACUCAAGUGGCAUAAAGAAAGAAGGAAAGAGAUGGACAAAGAGUUGGAGAGUUGGAAAAUUAUUGUAGUAUCUACUUUUGAAGAACUUAACAACGCGUAUGCUGCUCAUGAGGAUUCCAAGGAUCUACAAAUCUAUGUAUUUGACGAUCCCAUCGGCAUUCACGCUUUAAACAAACAAAGGCUGUCAUCUCUUUUUGCUCUUUACAAUAAUGAAAAUUUGUUCACAAAACGAACAACCACAAAACUCUUGCUGACAUGUAGACGAAUUGUUUACGAGGAAGCGAAACAGAGUAUGCCUAAGAUCGAAUCAUUCGUUUUGGACAUAGAGAGUGAAAGAUAUAGAAUUACAGGUGAAAAUAGGAAACAAAUAUUCCUAAAAUACUGUGAUAAGAAAGAUUAUCACAUCAUUGAAUCAUGUCCCGAUUUAUUGUAUCCCCUUCUAUGCAGACUAUAUGUAAACCGUCGGGAUCAAAAUAUUUUUGAGUUUUUUUCAAAACCGUUUCAUUGUCUGCAGGUAGAGUUUGAAAACAUGAUAAAUCAAGAUUGUCUAAUGUAUUCAGCACUUGUUUACUGCAUGCUGAAUAGAGGGGAAAUCCCGUCGGAGGAAAGUCAAACCAAUGAUACAAUUACAAGCGUAAAUUAUGUCGGUUAUGAAUGUGGCCUGAAUGAUAUUUACAAGAAGUUGGAAACUGCUAAGGGAACUUACCUCAAAAUUUCGGAAUCAAAAUAUAGAUUUAUUCAUGACUACAUGUGGGAGAGUCUUGCCAUACACUUUGGUGCUUCUCGUUCAGAUGUGAUUUUGGAAAAGAUGGACAGUAACUUUAUAUUGAAAUAUGUGAAAAUGAAGGACAUGGAAAUUCCAGAAAACAAGGAUACUGAAAUACAGGGAUGCAUUGUACUUCCUGACAGCCAUAUGGGACUGCUUGCAAAACGAAUGUUUGAAGAUGUAAAGCAAUUUCACUUCAAUGUUUUUAAACACAGCUGUUGGCGAGCACAAUCUUUCCAACGUGAAUUUGUGGCGUAUCUUGAUUCUGCGCAGUAUGAGGAUAUUUGUAGAACAUUUCUUGAUGCACAAGGGAUAAACGAAGUUCCCAAAAAUGGACAAGAUGUCACAAAAUCUGUUCGCUUGGAGUCUGGUACUAUCGAGUGGUAUCUGCAAGAGUUGUUGUGGAACAAAAUCUACAAAAUGGAAUCUCAGUUUUCAUGUGACAUCAGACCCCUUCGCUGGAUCGUUGCAAAUGCGCUAACAUUUCUCUUGGAAUAUUUUGUAUCCAAAAAUACUAAAAGCAGUGAUGACACAUCUAGAAUAUUUGGACAAGAUGAAGAACAAACGCUUCUUCUUGUGCUAGCUUGUUUCAGCCGUGACAGAAGUGUAGUUGAAUGCGUAUUCUCAAAUAUUCAAAACAAGGAAAAUAUCAAUCGUUCUUGCAUAUCAGAAAAUGUGGAAGAAAAAUUCAAUCCACACAGAGAAUUCAUGCCUUUGGCAGCUGCUUGCCAUGCGAAUUGUCCACAAAUUGUCCAAUAUCUGAUAGAACAAAAUGUAAAGGUGUACUUUUCAACAGAUACAGAUAAAUCAUCAUUGCUCUACCAGUCACUAUCCUUCCAGAAAUACCAAAUUUGCCUUCUUUUGAUAGAUGGAGGUGCUGAUGUGAACAUAAAGGAUGAGAAGGAAAGAACUUUAUUGCAUAUUUCAGCCUCAAAAGGCGAGGGAGCAGUGCCUGUGAUGGAAAGUUUGAUACGGAAAGGAGUAGAUGUAAAUGAAAAGGAUACAGAUGGAAAGACACCCAUUUUCUAUGCAUUUGAAAGAGAAACUGGACUAUUAUUGAAAGCAAGACGAGAAAAUAAAAUGGACAACAACCUAGAAUAUUUUAAAUGCACUAUAGCCCUACUCGAACAAGGUGCUAAACCAAACCUUUGGGAUGCUUGUCACAAAUCUCCAGUAUACACAUUGUUUGAACGUGAACGAAAUUGUCCAGACAUUUUACAAAUGUUGGUGGAUUAUGGAUUAGAUGUGAACUUCGUCGACAAGAAUGACGCUUCGCUGCUUCAUUAUGCAGUUCUGUCUGCAGACAAAAGUCUUGUGGAAUGUGUAUUGAAAGCUAAAAGCCCCGUGGACGUGGACCUUCAAGAUAAAACUGGUAGAUCGGCAGUGUACAAGGCGGCAGAGAAAGGUACUCUAGACAUCACAGAACUUUUGAUAGAUCACAAAGCAGAUGUAAACUUGCCAGACAAGAAAAAACUGACUCCACUUUACCAAGCAGUUAAUAGAGGCAUAGCACAGAUGGUUAAUGUUUUAGUUGAAAACGGAGCAAUGGUUAACGAAAAAUAUGAAAAGAAAAAGAAUGCUACACCUUUGCAUAUAGCAGCUAAGAAAGGGCAUGUCGAAAUAAGUGAGUAUUUACUGCAGAAAGGAGCGCUAUCUGUGGUAGAUAACAGAAAUAAAUCCCCCCGGGAUGUAGCUACUGAUGAAGGUCAUUACGAGUUAGAGGAUAUGCUCAAAUAAUUGUACUGCACUAGUGUCAAUAUGUAGUAUGCUAUAUGUAAGCAUGGUAAUGUAUUAUGCAAUAUGAUCUGCUGUUUCUGUCCAUAUUUUGAAGGAUGAGAGAAGCACAUAUUUUGAACAAAACGAUUCAUGCAUUGUUUUUAUGAAUAUCAAUUAUAUGUAUAGAUUAGCUUUCCACAAAAGACUUUGAAUGGAUUAUGAAAACAUGAUGGAUUUGUGUAAGUUGUGUAUUUUUUUGGACUUGGGUUUUGGGUCCACGUUAGCUUUCCGUAAUACAGGGACUGAAUAAAUCUGCAAUCUCUGGGAUGUAUACGUAGUUUACUUGAGAGACAACAUUACUUUUUUUAACAUACGUUCCCCGAAAAUGUUAACCCUGCAGGGAUAGUAAGCAAGUUGAGACUACAAAACAUCUGAUUUACGAGUGUGAUAAUGUUUUAAAUAUAUGGAACACUGUUAGCAGGUAUCUAUCCUUCAAAGUUCAAUGGAAACACAUUGUUGUUGGAUUUUUUCUAGAACAAAAUGAUAAAACCAAAUCCUUAAAUUUACUUAUUACUUAUAUAGCCUACAGAAUAUACAAACAUAAAAUGUUAUGUAGAUUAGAUUCUUUAAGUGAAACGACUUUUAAUAUGUAUAAUCAUGUUAAAAAAUCAUUAUGUUUCUAUACAUCAGUAUUGAAGUAUAUAAAUGCAAAAGAGCAUAAAUUUUUUGAACAUCCUUGUAAAUUAAUGUAACUUGACUGCUGUGAAGAGACCAGUAUAAACUAUCCUUCAAUAUUUAUCAUUAUAACUAUACGGACUACAUUGUUCAUAUAUUAUUCCUUAAGUAAUUUCUAUGUUAUUCUACUGUUGAUAUAUCUACAUCAACGUUGUACAUGUAUAUGAUAUUUUAUGAUUUCGAAAAAUAUUUGAUAUUAUGUAUUUUCAUAUAAAUUAUAUAUAUGCUUUAUAUAAAAUAAUAUUAUAAUAAAAUACAUUCAAUCCAAUGGGCCCCUGGCACCAUUGGUGAGAAUUAAGAGGGAGUAUCCGAGGAUAUUUUAUCCCAAAUAGUAUGUAUACUUUUUAAUAAAUGAUGAAAAUUCAAAAAAAAAAAAAAAAGAAACCCUGCAGGGAUAGAAAUUUGUGUU